AUCAGCAGGGACAGAAGAAAAGAGAAGGGAGAUAAACAGGGUGAAAUCCAAAAAUCAAGCAGGAAGCUGGCUGGCAGUCAAGCACUGCAAAAUCAAAUAAAAAAUGGCUUCAGCAGCUAUACUUAGCAUCUAAAUAAACAGAGAAAUGGAAAACAAAAGCAGAAAAUGGAGUUUCAGUGUUCUUUAAUUGGAUUUUAAGCCUGUUGUGAACACAAGGGAUAACAAUCUCCUGGCAUUGAAUCCUGUUGCAAGCAAUCAGAGAAGCAAAUAGAACCCCACAGCCAAGAAGAGCAGGCACUCCUACGAAGAGGGCUCAGAGCAAUGCUUGAACAACGAACAGAACUUCAAGGCAGCAAGGAAGCAAAGGGAUUUUCUCUUAAAACCAAAGCUUCAACCAGCUCCCUUCUUCAAAACAUAUUUUUUGCGGCACAGAAAUGCCUAGAAGGGGUACUUUGGAUCCAGGAGUGAGCUACGCAAAAGAAUUCUAGAACUACAAAUGGACAGGAACUGUAAUUAAUAUUUUUCAUUGAAUUCACUCAAACGCUUGUCUUUUAUAAAUAUAAGGUUUUUUUUCUUACUUAUUCGAGGUGUUUGUGCAAAGCAUAGAAUAUGAUCAGUGCUGUCCCAUUUUGGGUUCUGAGAACCCUGCUUGGUCUAAGCUGGAUGUUAGGGGUCCAGGGUCAGGAGGACAACAAUCCCUGGAGACAGGUGAUUCAGUGGGAGAAUAACGGACGAGUGUUCAGCCUCCUAAACAGUGGCUCAGAAUACCUCCCAGCUGGCCAGGAACAGGACAGGAACCCCACAGUCCUAUUGGCAGACUCAGCACGCAGUUCACGGAGGACACAGGGUAAUUUGCGCAGACAAGCACCUUCCAGGGGCGCAUCUGAAACUGUCCGAGGGCAAACCAGGCAUCCUUUUGGUUUUGGGCAAGUGCCUGAGAAUUGGCGACAGGCAGCAGCUGGGGCUGAUAGCAGCAGUUCCACUCGAUUCCAUUCUUCUAGUAGUAGGUUCAGGCAAACUGGAUCUUCAUCAUCAUCAUCAUCUUCUUCUUCUUACAACAUACCAUCUUACCCUCAGUUUCCUUUUGCACAACAGCCAUCUUACCCUGUACCUUAUGACCCAAACCCUGUGAACAUUCCUGUCCCUGGUCGAGGCUAUGACUCCUCAUAUUACAGAGAAAAUGGAUACACCAAUGGUGGCACAGGUGGUUUUACAGGUGGAGGAUUACAUCCUUUUCCACCACGUCCACGCUAUGAAGAUUAUGGUGAGGAAACACGUUUCCAAUCUCAAGGAAAUUACCCAUCUCAAGGGAGGCCCUAUGUGCCCAACUCUGCCUCUCCACAACAGCCCCAGCAGUCAAUCUCUGAUGGUUUGGACCGUCGCUAUACACACAGCCUUUACAACGAAGAUACUGCAGCCCAAGAAACAGGCCAGGGUACAAGCAACUCUUCUCCUUCUCAAGAAAGAACCAAUCCAGCUGCUAACUCUCCUGUCCACAGUCCACAGUAUGAACAAUUCCCACCUUUCCGGAGUGUGAAUCCACAGCCGCCUCUCGUCCAUCCCAUUCCUCCUGUAAGAAGCCCAAAUUCUCCAAACACAGGACUGGAAAACCCUCAGAUCCCCAAUUUGAGUCUGGGGAGUGUUUACCGACCAGAGCAAAGAGGGUUACCAGAUCUGAUUCCUGACCCAAACUAUGUCCAGGCUUCCACUUACAUCCAGCGGGCCCACCUCUACUCCCUGCGCUGUGCGGCUGAGGAAAAGUGCCUUGCCAGCUCUGCCUAUGGUUCUGACGCAUCAGACUACGACAUCAGGGUUCUUCUGCGAUUCCCACAAAGGGUUAAAAACCAGGGAACGGCAGACUUCCUGCCCAACAGGCCACGCCACACUUGGGAGUGGCACAGCUGUCACCAGCACUACCACAGUAUGGGUGAGUUUAGCCAUUACGACCUAUUGGAUGCCUCAACUGGACGCAAGGUGGCAGAGGGCCACAAGGCUAGUUUCUGCCUCGAAGACACCACAUGUGACUUUGGUCACUUGAAACGCUAUGCCUGUACAUCUCACACCCAGGGUCUAAGUCCUGGUUGCUAUGAUACAUAUAAUGCUGACAUUGAUUGCCAAUGGAUUGACAUCACAGAUGUUCAACCAGGAAACUAUAUUCUCAAGCUACAGGUGAACCCCAAGUAUUCCAUACUGGAGUCAGAUUUCACAAACAACGUGGUGAGAUGCAAUAUCCAUUACACUGGACGUUUUGUCUCAACAACAAACUGCAAAAUUUCCCAGUCCUGAUCAUUCAUCUAGUUCUGUUAAAGAGGGAUGAGUUUCCAGGGAAUUGCGGUUCCACUGAAAUGUGAAAGGAAACCUCUUUUUAAAAGAAAUAUUUGGACCCAGGAGGCACAGACAGUGGUACAAAAGCAUUCAAAUACACAAGCAAGAUACGUAAUGGAUCUGAAAUCAAUUCUGUGGCUGUCUCUGCUUUCUCUAUCUUCUUAUGGAAGAAACAUAAGAGAGUGAAAGCUAAAGAUCUUGGACAUUUUUAAAACCACCAGAUUUCCUGUCUGGUAACCCUUAAUCGUAUCCAUUUUAAUAAAUAACAUCAGAUAUCUAUUGGUUAUCAAACAGGGGCCCCAGGAAUGUUAAGAGUCAUCUUAGUUUUCUAUAAAACCUUCUUAACUGUAUUUUUAUUAAAUGCAACACUGACACUGAAAAAUUAUUACAUUCAGAGGAUGUAUUUUUUUAAUUUUGUUGAUUUUGUUACUGUAUUAUGUGUUUGAUUACCUCUGUAAUGAACACGCUAGUGUCAAAACGUUUGAAAACUAUCCUCUUGGUGUCAAUGUAAAGUUUGAAUAUCUGUGGAUCUCCUUUCAGUCUACCUUUCUGAUUCUAUAUUAUACAGGGCUGCUGAUAAAUGUGCUUAUCUCUUUAUCUUUGUAUUUUCUUAGUGUCUACAAAGUUCUUAACACUAGUAACAAUCAAAGUGUUAAUUAAAAAUUCAUUUAAGAAUGUAAAUAGUAAUAAACCCACUGAUGCAUGUUUUUCAUGUAUGUUUUUCCUUUGUAUGUAUUUUUUAAAGAAGAGGUUUCAGUAAUGUAUCCUACCUGAGAUUUAUUUUAAGUAUACGUAUAUCUAUACAUUAAUAUUUUUACAGAAAUUUGGAUUUUCUCUAUAUCAAUUAUUUUGGCAAAGAACGACAGACAAUAAAUUGAGCUACUGCUAGAACAUGUAAUGUUUAUAAAUCAGUAGCUGUGGCUUAAAAUGCAGAGAAUCAUAACACUGUCUCUACCUACCUCUAUAAAAGGGAGCUAUUAUUUCAAACAAAAUGUGACAGAUUAAAUAUUUAAAUCCCAAGUCAAAUUAUAUUUUCAUGACUACCAACACAAUUCUAUACCAUACAUAAUCCAUUGAUUUCUUUAGAAUGUUGAAGCAGAGCAAUUAAAUGUUUCUAUUUUUAGAAAAAAAUUUAUGAAACAGUAUUGUACAUAAACAACUAAAGGUUUGAUUGUUUCAUAUACUGUACUAGGAUAGAAAAGCUGCCAAAUCAAUAAUGCAAGUGAGUCACAAAAUAAGUUAUCUGAGUAGAGGAAAUUAUACAAAAAUAAAGAUCAUAAUUUAAAUUCGAAAACACUUUGAACAUUGUGAUUUGCAUUUAUUUGGACAUAACCUCCCUCAUCGGUGCUCCGUUUGAAAUAAAAGAAAUACUGGAAAUGAAAGAUUUUAGUAAUAUAUACCAAAGAAUUCUGUUAAACAAAAUGAAAAUUUUAACUGUUAACUUAUUGUCGCCCAUCUCAAUCAAUACAUUAUUUUAAUUAUUUUUGGAAAAAUCUGUGGCUCCUGCUGAUGUGUUUACUCUCAUGUGGUUCACAUUCAUGUCUCAAUAAUUAGGAGGCUAUUGAAAGCAGACUGCUUUUGUUUACCAGGUUUUCUGUUUGUUCUUCAGUCAUUAUUACGAGCCUGCCUGAAAAUCCAGGAUCACUAUAGCAUCUGUGAAAUAAAGCAAGGAAUGAAUCUG
Lepisosteus oculatus (spotted gar) is the source of this 4006-nucleotide messenger RNA. RefSeq names its product lysyl oxidase-like 1 (gene loxl1). Lineage: Eukaryota; Metazoa; Chordata; Actinopteri; Semionotiformes; Lepisosteidae. The record is from RefSeq and is a predicted model, not a curated record. Gene Ontology annotation, molecular function: copper ion binding; protein-lysine 6-oxidase activity. Gene Ontology annotation, biological process: peptidyl-lysine oxidation; collagen fibril organization.